Messenger RNA from Triticum aestivum (bread wheat), 1859 nucleotides. Its product is annotated as FBD-associated F-box protein At5g22730-like. NCBI's taxonomy places the organism in Eukaryota, Viridiplantae, Streptophyta, Magnoliopsida, Poales, Poaceae. The record is from RefSeq and is a predicted model, not a curated record. Gene Ontology annotation, molecular function: protein binding. The transcript is spliced from 5 exons. The coding region runs from base 108 to 1526 and encodes 472 amino acids.
CGGCACGACUGCUUUACUUUGUGUUUCUUUCUUCUUUCCGAGUCGUAUUCGAGACCUGGUAGUAGCUAAUUGGUGGGAGGGGAACGGUGGGGUUUUCCGGAGCUUCGAUGCAUCUAAGGUGGGGACCUCGUCGGCGUUCCCCCCGGCUGCUAGCCCAAGGCGGCGGACCGGAUCUCAUCAGUGACCUCCCCGACGACCUCCUCCUCCUCGUCCUCGCCGGCCUACCCUGCGUCAGCGCUGCCGCGCGCACCGGGGUCCUCUCCCGCCGGUGGCGCAGCCUCUGGCCCAGCCUCCGCCAGAUCGUCUUCAGCGACGUCCCGUUCCACUCGCUCGAAGCGGUGCUCGACCGCUUACCUCGACCCCUGCCCGUGGUUUCCCUCAUCAAAAUCCGCUUCCCCAACGAGCGGCUACCAUGGCCGAUCCCCGAGGAGCGCCUGGUCGACGCUGCCAGCGUCAACUCGUUGCUCCGCGCCGCCGCGCGGCUCGAGCCGGAGGAGUUCGAGUUUGAGCUCCCCACGAACUUACUCGACGGUCCGCUCAUCGUCGACCUGCCUUGCUUCCACCGCGCCACCUCCAUCCUGCUGGACCUUCACCCCGUCGACGUCAUCCUCCACGUGCCAACCGGCGUCGAGUUCCCCGCACUCGAGGAGCUGCACCUGUGGGCAUGCACCGCCGACAUUGACGCCUUGCCCUCCUGCUCCCCGCGCUUGCGCACGCUCUGCCUGAGUAACGUUUAUUCCGACAACGACGACCUCGCUGUGAGCGCCACGCUUGCGGUCAGCUCGGCGUCGCUGCAGGAGCUUGUCCUGCUUCAAACCGACUGGAUGGAUGGCGUCAACAUCGUUGCCCCCACGCUUAGGCAAUUGACCGUGUCUUUUCCGGCAAUGGAGAAGGUCAGCAUCUCGGUCUUGGCACCAAUGGUGGAGAUGGUCGCGUGGAGAUGCUGCUACUUCGAGCUGUCCAUCGUGUUCGGUGUUUGGCGACUCGAGCAGGUGACUCUGCAGACGGCUGAGAGACCAGGACAGCUGCCUUCGCUGCAGAUUCAUGCCAGCGCCAAUCCUAUUUUUGUCAGUGAAGAGGAGACAUUUAUGCACGAGAUAGAGAAGCAUAUGUUUGCCGAGUUUUCUGUUUUGGAGCUACAUCUCGAAACAAAUGGACAUGUGUUUGGAGCGCUCGCGUUUCAUGUCCUAGGGAUGAAUAGAAUUUGUAGUGCUAUGCAGAAGCUUAAGGUCAUUCUACAGAGAUCAUCGGUGAAAGAAGGAUGCUCACCUCAUUGUCCAUGUGAGUCCACGGGGUGGAGAUCCCAAACUAUCUCCUUGACUCGAAUCGAAGAAGUGGAGAUCAGUGGUUGUGGAGGAGACGAUCAUGACAUUGAUUUCUUGAAACUGAUACUCAAAUGUGCGCCAAGGCUCAAAAAAAUGAUUGUGAAGCUGUCAGAUGGCGGGGCCUCAUCAAGUGACGAUGGAUGCACAAACAUAUACAACAUUUUCAAGGCUUAUUCUUCCGUGGAACUCUGUUUAUCUUAGCUCUGGGUUAAUGCUCAGCAGCCAAAACUCCCCCUCAGCAUGAUUGCCAUGGUUAUGCCUGGAUCCGCGGUGCUCGUCGACAUGAUUAUCCUUUCUAAGAACAACCAACUCUGUUACCUGGUCUUAAAAUUUUGCUUUGUUGCUUCAUCCGAUUAUCUUAGGUGUUGUUUUUCAGUGUGUGGUAGCUUUAUAUAUGGCUGUAAGUGAUGCACUCGUAGAUAACUCCUGAAUGGUUCCCGGGCCAUUCAGGCAUUCAGCUAUCAAAGUUAAUGCACUAAACCUGUGUCAGUCAUGCACUCCAAAGCUAAUGACAAGUUAAGCCUAUGGUUUCAA